Messenger RNA from Brassica oleracea var. oleracea, 1097 nucleotides. RefSeq lists its product as uncharacterized. The record is from RefSeq and is a predicted model, not a curated record. Gene Ontology annotation, biological process: shoot system development; root development. NCBI's taxonomy places the organism in Eukaryota, Viridiplantae, Streptophyta, Magnoliopsida, Brassicales, Brassicaceae.
CUCUCUUCAGCUAAAGCAACAUCUUGUCAUGGCUCCAUUUAGCUCUGGUCCUCUGAAGUCUGAAGUUAGUUUCACGUUCAAAAGCAGAGCAUUGAAAGCUUCCUUCACCUUUCAUGUGCGUCGUGGCUUAACUAAACAUUCACUGUACAUAUAAUAUUAAUUAUCCACAUGUUUCCCUCACAUGCCUUCACUCAUAUAUAUACCCAACUUCUUUCUUUCUCUUCAGCAGAACAAAGAAACAUGGCAUUUCCUGAAACCCAUCUCCAUAUGCCCAUUAGAUCUAUAAGUCUCCCAUCAAGAAUCCAUCCUCCUUCAGCUAAAUUCCAAGCUGCACUCUCUCAACUUCACACUUGCCAUAACUCAUCAUCCUCUGAUUCUCAAUCUCUUCAAAUAUCAUUGCUCAACCUCUCUGAACUUUACCAUUCUCUCCACCAGCUCAAUCAUUCUCUUCCCACCGCUCAAGCCGAACAUUCUCUUGACGUGUCAACCACGUUACUAGACUCUUGUGACGCAGCGAGAAACUUAAUCCUCUAUCUUAGAGAGCAUCUCCUCAGCCUUCAGUCUGCACUUAGGAGAAAGGGAAAAUCCAUGGAAGUCCAGAUCAAAGAGUACUUUGUCUUCAGAAAAAAGAUCAAGAAAGAGACUAGCAAGCUUGUUCUUGGCCUCAAGAAGCUGGAUGGCUCUGAGACCACCGUGUUGGCUGUUUCACUCUUUCGAUCCCUUUUCACGUAUCUGUCGACAGCAUCGGCCAUGAAGACAAACACAUGUACUCUCAGAUUUGUCUCUAAGCUUAUCGGUGGUGGUGGUGGUCGAUCCUCGUCGUCGAUAAUGAGCGAGUUGCAUAAUCUGGAUUUGGUUUUGCGUUCGGAUGGAGACAACUCCAAGGAAGUGAAGAAGGCUCUGGAGAUAUUAGAGGAGAGAACAGAGGGGCUUGAAGCUGCACUUGAUUCUCUUUUCAAGUCUCUUGUCCAAUAUAGAGUUUAUUUGCUUAACAUUCUCACAACACGCUCUUAGUUAGUUCUAAUUGUACACAAAACAUAUAUAGAAAGACUUACAAAUUCUCAUAGUGAAGAUUAAUUGUAAUUGUAAUCCGCUAA